Messenger RNA from Aspergillus terreus NIH2624, 582 nucleotides. RefSeq names its product cytochrome c oxidase subunit IV (gene cox5b). The transcript is spliced from 6 exons. The record is from RefSeq and is a predicted model, not a curated record. Lineage: Eukaryota; Fungi; Ascomycota; Eurotiomycetes; Eurotiales; Aspergillaceae. The coding region runs from base 1 to 582 and encodes 193 amino acids. Gene Ontology annotation, cellular component: mitochondrial envelope. Gene Ontology annotation, biological process: mitochondrial electron transport, cytochrome c to oxygen.
AUGUUCCUCCAGCGCACGGCCUUCGCCCUCGCGCGGCGCACUCCUGCCCGCGCCAUCGCCGCUCGCCCGUUUUCCUCCUCCGUCGUCCGCUGCAACAAGGCGAAGUACGGCGUCGAGAAGGAGGGCAAGAUCCUUCCUUUCCAAGAGAUCAAGACUGAGGAGGACCUCGUGCCCCCUGGUGCCAAGUCUGGUACCGUCCCUACCGAUAUCGAGCAGGCUACCGGUCUCGAGCGUCUGGAACUCGUCGGAAAGAUGCAGGGUAUCGACAUCUUCGACAUGAGACCUCUUGAUGCCUCCCGCAAGGGAACUCUUGACAACCCCAUCAUCGUCAACGGCGCUGGCGAUGAGCAGUACGCUGGUUGCACCGGUUACCCCGCCGAUUCCCACCAGGUCGUCUGGCUCACCGUCUCUCGUGACCGCCCUCUCGAGCGCUGCGGUGAGUGCGGCAACGUCGUCAAGCUCAACUACAUCGGCCCCGAGGAGGAUCCCCAUGCCCACGACCACGGCCACGGUCACCACCCCGCCCCCGAGGAGCCCAAGACCUUUGCCGACUACGUCAAGCCUGAGUACUGGUACCGGUAA